AUGAGCGAAGACCAAGACUCGGAUUCAACAACAACCGAGUACCAGUUUGUAUUCGGUACAGACCAGCCAGGCGCCCGCAGCCAUGCGAUGCGACAGUUCUGGAGGAGGAGGCACCAGGCCCUCCAAAGUUCCCCCCAGACCACUCGACCUCAGCUUAGGACACUACUUCCGAAGGACUAUAGCUCAGAGAGCAGAGGGUAUCAGCAGGAUGCGUCACAGGGUCAGACCCCCGAUCCACCAGAGGGUGAAGGUCGAGAAGGCUCCGCCUACGCGAAAUCUCCAGCUUCAGACGUCGAUCACGGGCAUCAGUCCUCGAUCAUUCAAGGGCCAGGUCCCAAGUUUCCGAUAGAUCUGUCGGCUAAAGACCAAGAGAUCUUCUCUUCAUGGCUCGAUUUACAUGCUAGCUUUGGCCCCGGCUUGUCACAGAGUACUGGGUUCGACCCUGUACGUGAUGUCUGGUAA
Aspergillus luchuensis is the source of this 462-nucleotide messenger RNA. RefSeq lists its product as uncharacterized. The record is from RefSeq and is a predicted model, not a curated record. The transcript has 2 exons. Lineage: Eukaryota; Fungi; Ascomycota; Eurotiomycetes; Eurotiales; Aspergillaceae. The coding region runs from base 1 to 462 and encodes 153 amino acids.